AUGGUACUUGUUACGGCUCUGGCAUUAUCACCGGACGGCCGCGGUACUUUCUCAAUGCCGUGUACGUCAGGCGUGCGGAGUUUCGCGCAGCCGUACCGACCAGUUGGUCCGAGCGGCCCGCGCCGACGCGAGCCAGUCGUUGCCCGUGUGUCGGAGCCCCACAAAUGUCCGGAGCCCCGCGGCGGCGGCGGGCUGCUGGGCGGCGGUGCCGAGCACUCGCUGCUAGCGCGCGUGGCUCGCCGCGAGCUCGGGCUGGGCGCGACUCGCCGCGCGCACGCUCGCCUCGUACACGCGCACUUCGCUCCCGUGCGUACGUUACGCCUUCAAGAUGACGACGCGUACUUUACGCAUACGCUGUUCCAUCCGACUCAACAACAGUUGUUGGCGGCGACGUCGUCAGGCGACAUCCGGGUGUUCAACCUCUUCACUGGCAUCGAGGAGAACUCAUAUCAAGUUCACGAGUCUUACAUAUACCAUAUGCAGCUACUUCCGCAUCGGUGUAAGGCCUCUGCCUCGAAUUUUGCGGGCAGCGGGGCGGCGGCGGCGGCGGCGCGGGUGCGGCAGGAUCUUAUGCCGGCGUUCGGCGGGCAACGACCGGUGCACUCUAAUCAAGCAGUGCCAACCAAGCCGCCGCCGCCGCCGCCCCGCUGCCAGCAAAAUUCGAGGCAGAGGCCUCAUAGGCGGAUUUCAAUAGAAUAUCGGUGUGAUAGAUGGACCGUUGAAACCAUUUUUGCGAGCAGAGACGGACUAUUACUACUGAAUUCAGCAACAACACCGUGGCGACCUCUGUCCGCAUUAUGGAAUAUGAAAGAAUUCGAGUUAUUAUUUCAAUUAGACAAUGAAGAGUACGUUGAAUUCUCGAAGAUGUCGGACGAGCGUAUCAUCGGCACCAAGGGCGAGACCGCGACGAUAUUCGACACACGCACCGGACGGGAACUGAUGACCCUGACUCCGGCCAUCAGCAACCAGUACGCCAAGAACAGAGCCACCUUCAACCCGACUGAUGAAUUAGUACUUUCAGACGGUGUGCUCUGGGACGUUAACACUGGCAAAGAAAUACAUAAGUUCGACAAAUUGAAUCAAACACAUAGUGGCGUCUUCCAUCCGAACGGAUUAGAGGUUAUAUCAAAUACAGAAGUUUGGGAUCUUCGGACAUUUCACCUGCUAAGGACGGUGCCUACAUUAGACAAAUCAGAGGUAUUAUUUAAUCCUGCAUGCUCAGCGCUGUACGCGGUCUGCUCCGACCAGGACGCCGAGGAGAGAAGUCAGUUCGAUACCAGUUUCAAGACAUUAGAUCCGUAUGACUAUUCUAGUAUAGCCACGAUAGAUGUUAAAAGAAAUAUAUAUGCUUUGGGCAUAUCUCGGUACGGUACGCAGAUAUCUUUAGUCGAAAAUAUGGGCGACUUCGAACAGAUGCAAGAGUCUUGCGUCAAAAUAUACGAUGUCGGACGAAAGAGGGACCAUGAUGAUGAUGCUGAGGAAGACGAUGAGGACGAACUCGCGGGAGGUUCGGAAAACGAUGAUGGAUCUGACUCAGGGUCUGACAACGAUGACGAUUGUAAGUAUUACGCAUCAAUUAAGUUAAAAAUGCCAGAAAUACAAAAAUUAACAAUACGUUAUGGUUCAGGUAGGGACCUGUCCACCUUAUGGCUGCGUGUAGAUAACGACGACCACCCCCGUGUCUAUGCGUGCCUAUAUAGGUCCCAUAGCGGUGAUAGCGAGACUGACCGACUCAUGGACCACAUCCAGGCGGCUGUAGAUCUUGUGCAGGGGCAGAUAUCCUCAGCGGAAGUGGUCUUGCUUGGCGAUUUCAACGCCCAUCACGCCGACUGGCUCUGCUCCAGUAAGACUGACCACGCGGGGAGAUCUGUCCACGGCUUGGCUCUUGCUUCUGGCCUAACACAACUGGUGACCGUGCCCACGCGAAUCCCAGAUGUGGAGGGCCAGAAGUCUUCACUGUUGGACCUUCUGCUGACCUCUCACCCGGACGGCUACAGCGUAUCCGUCGAAGCCCCUCUUGGCUCAUCGGACCAUUGCCUUGUCCGGAGCACUGUAUCUUGGACGUGCAUACCGCGACUACAAGAGGUACGCGGUCGCCGUGUAUGGCACUAUAGGUCGGCAGACUGGGAUGGGAUGCGGUCCUUUUUUGCAUCCUACCCUUGGAGGCGGGUUUGCUUCUUGCAGGAUGAUCCCAAUGCCGCUGCCAAUUCUGUUGCUGAUGUGGUGCUGCAGGGGAUGGAGCUUUUCGUCCCAUCUUCUCUGGUCCCCGUCGGUGGCAGAUAUCGGCCCUGGUUUGAUGCUUCUACCAGAAAGGCCUCACGCAGAAAGCGGGGGGCCUACCAAGCCUGGGUCGAUGCGGCGGUGGCACGGGAUGUAAAUACCAGUGCACUAAAAAAGGAGUAUAACUUUGCCUCCAAGUCCUACAAAAGAGCUAUUGCGGGUGCCAAGUCGCAGCACAUCGGUAGAAUUGGUGAGAGGCUGGAGCGCCUUCCUUCAGGAACUCGUUCAUUCUGGUCGCUCGCCAAAGCUAUCGAGGGCAAUUUCUGCAGGCCGUCAUUUCCACCUCUGCACAUGGGUGAGGAUUCGUUGGCUCAUAACGCAAGGGAUAAGGCUCAACUUUUGGCAAAAAUCUUUGCGUCCAACUCGACACUGGAUGACGGUGGGCACGAGCCUCCUGUUGUGCCUUGGUGCGGAAGGUAUAUGCCGGAUGUGCGGUUCCACCAGCGCACGGUACGUUUGGCGCUUUUGUCCCUUGACGUCCAUAAGUCGAGUGGGCCUGAUGGGAUCCCACCCAUUGUUUUGAAGAUGUGCGCCCCCGAGUUGGCCCCAGUUUUAACACGUCUUUUUCGGCUCUCUUACUCUCUCAGGCGUAGUUCCGACGUCCUGGAAGACAGCUUUAGUCCACCCAAUCCCUAA
Messenger RNA from Spodoptera littoralis (African cotton leafworm), 2916 nucleotides. The record is from the annotation of a GenBank genome assembly. NCBI's taxonomy places the organism in Eukaryota, Metazoa, Arthropoda, Insecta, Lepidoptera, Noctuidae.